CCAAAGUUAUAGACAUCAGGAGUUGUGGAGGUUAAUAAGCGUUCAGUGCAGCAUUGAUAUAUAUCAUAACAAUAUAUUAGGUGAAUACGUCCGUUAAUUUAUUUAUGAGCAAAAUACCUGUGAAGCGAAGAAGAGUUUAAAAUCGCCGCUCGGAGCUCCAGUGUUAGCUAAAGCCAUCACAGUUUGGACAUCUCUACUUUUGCAAUGAAAGGGGGCGUGGCCCAUUGCCGUUGCUCAAAAUGCUACUCUCUCCCAAUUCGGAAACGGAUCCGUAAAAGGACUUCAGCCCUAACCUUGCUGUCUCUUCCUGAGGAGGUCCUCCUCUGUGUGCUGCCUUACCUCUCUGCUGAGGAUCUGCUGUGCAUCAGAGCAGUUCAUCCUCGGCUGCGGGAUGUUGUUGACAACCACGCCAGUCUGUGGGCCAAAGUCAAUUUUGAAGACACAUGGCCAGUCCCGCCAGUUCUAUGGCUAUUUGAAAGAGCUGCAGAAAAAGGGAAUUUUGAAGCUGCUGUGAAACUAGGAAUUGCAUAUUUGUACAAUGAAGGACCAUUGUUAAGUGACGAGGGGCGAGCGGAUGUAUGUGGUCGCAAGGCCUCUCACUUCUUCAGCCUGGCAGAGAGUCUACGCUCUCCCAUGACUGAUCCCUUCAUCUGGGUCUUUAUCCGUCCACCAUGGUCGCCCACCGGCAGCUGCUGCAAGGCUGUGGUGUUUGAUCAUCUCAAGGCUGAGUGUGACAACAAUGUGGAAAAAAAGGGGCCCUUGCUGCACUGUUUGGCCAGAGUUCUGCAACUGUUUGAAGAUGAUGAAAGACGGUCAGAGGCUAUAUCUAUGUUGGAGGAGUCGUCACAGGCUGGCUGUCUGCAGAGUUCCUACCUGUUGUGGGAGCACAGUCGUAAAGCAGCAAUGAAUGAUCCAGGCAGGUACCUUCAGUGUGUGCGAACCCUCAGGAAUUAUGCUGCCAAAGGAUGCUGGGAGGCACAGCUAUCCCUGGCCAAAGUGUGCUGCAGUGGGAAUCCCCUGGGUUUGGACACAAAGGCCUGCACUGACUUGGUGGCCCAGUUUUUCAGUUCCUCCAACCCAACAGCUUGCCACAGAGCAUGGGAGACUCUUGGACAAGGAAUUAAAGACCCCAUGAGGUACAUACUGGUGGACUGGCUUGUGGAAGUGACCACCAUGAAGGAGUUCUCCAGCCUAACGCUACAUAUGACACUAGGAUGUGUGGAUCGCUAUCUGGCACUGCGCUCUGUCCCCAAAUCUCGCCUCCAGUUACUGGGAAUCGCCUGUAUGGUGAUUUGUACACGCUAUGUCAGUAAAGAAAUCCUGACCAUCCGUGAGGCUGUAUGGCUCACAGACAACACCUAUAAAUAUGAGGAUCUAGUUCGGAUGAUGGGAGAAGUCAUGUCUGUGCUGCGGGGCAAGAUCAGGAGCCCCACACUGCUGGACUACGGGGAGGUGUUGCUGUCUCUGCUUCCUCUGGAAAGGCGGACCACUCAUCUCUUCAGCUACAUCUGUGAACUGUCCCUGCUUUACUCCGCUUUGGCCACACCACCAUGUGCCAAACUGGCCUGUGCUGCACUACUGCUUACUCGAGCACUACAUCAUUAUGCUCCCAUCUGGCCCUGCCUCUUAGUCGACUACACAGGCUUCUCAAAGGAAGACCUUGUCCCCCUUUCUCUGCUGCUCUAUGUCAAAUGUUUCAAUGAAGAUGUUCCCAAAGAUACCAGGCAUGUGGCUCUUAAUGGUGUCAGGCAACGGUUUGAGGAUGAGGUCUAUCAGCACAUCAGCACAGACAAGGUGAUGGACUACAAAGAGCUGUGUCAGGUCUUGGAGAUUCCUGAAGAGGAAACUCAGAUGGAGUCUCUCAGUUCCACUAACCAGCCAGCAGACGUAUAUGACUUUCUGGCCUCCCCAUCCAGUGCCAACAAGAGGAGACGUAAUGACAGCAUGCAGGCCCAUAGAGGCAGCUUUGUUGCCACACCCACUGCGGAGCUUUCUAAUCAGGAGGACACACUGGUGGGCAAUAUUCUGGACUGGAGUCUGGACACUUCCUGUUCCGGUUAUGAGGGAGAUCAGGAGGAGAGCGAACCAGAAAAAGAUAGCGACUCUUCCAUGAUAUCUAUCAAACUUCAUCCACUGACUGAUGCAGACAGAAAUCAACAGCACUGCACAGCCCUGUCCAGUGAUGACGACAGCAUCUGUGAAAUGGAGGAGGGGGUGAAAAUGGAUUGCCAAGACCAGGAACCUCUUUCCUGUUCCGCUGACCUACACAGUUCAGGAUAUUCAUCCGUCCAGAGCAUUAGCCCCACCUCCACAAGCUCCUCCUCCCUUAUUCCUUGCACAUUCAAGACCUUUACCACCUCUUUGGGCGCAGCCUCUGCCAACGCCCAGCCAGGUUUCCGCCUCUUGGUGCCCAUGCAGAGGCCCCGGGGUACCUCCAGCAAACAAGUGAAGAGGAAGAACACGGCAGCUCACAGUGGAGGUGAGAUGAACAAAGAAGAUGAAGAUGAUGAUGAUGAUGAUGAUGAUGAUGAUGAGGAGGAGGAGGAAGAAGGUGAAAGUAUGGGGUUCCUGAGCCUAUAGACAGUGUUUUUGACUGGUCUUACGAAGAUCAGGGUGUUUACAGACCACAUGCUCAGUUCUUACCCUCCAGCACCUUUGUAGUAUUAUCGAUGCUGUCGCCCACUCCUCAAGUCUGCACUGGUUUAUCAACUGCCAUAAGAUCAAGAUACUUUAAAGGCAAGUAAGGGAAAUUAAUAAAUAUGUAUCAAUUCGAAAUAUACUUUUCUAUUAAGUUACAUUUCAUUUGCAUGUUUACAGGUGUAGAGCAAAUGCGUACCUCGCAUAAACCACAAUAGUAAACCCACUGAUUCACAGUCAGUUCUGAAACCACUGGAACAUAACUUAACUUUCCUCAGGAGCCGGGUACCAUUUCUGCCAUUUCUGAUGUUUUUACAGCCUUUUACAACAACCUAUCUCAAAUCAAGUAGGAUAGUUGUAAAAUAAAUGAAAUCUCAUGGACUUGUUAUAGGGGGGCUGGGUUGCAGUGAAAAUCAUAGCUGUCGUGUUAUAUUUGAAAGUACUGGUUAUCAAUGUUUUAAUAUGCACUGUCUAUACAAGGAUUUCUUGUAUUUGGAGAAUGUCAUCAGUAGGUCAUCUUGCUGACAAAAAUGUCCGCAAUGAUUAUGAAUUUGAUUAGUUUUGUCCCGUUGUGCUUGUGUUUGCCAAAGGUACUGUGGUGAUGUCAUUUGUGCUUUCAGAGACAUCUGCUUAAAAAGAAACGGCUAUGGAAUGUGUCUUUUACUAGUCUGCAUUUUCUUGUAAAUAUUCAAUAGUUUUGCUGUUUUAUUGUUCAACCUCAAAAGAAACCUCUACAGUGACUGCACCACGUAGAUGUUAACUGCUGAGACAUUGACACAUGUUCAAUAAUCUGUGCUGAUAAUGGCAUUAACUAAGAAUCACCAGCUGGAUGAGAAUCUCAAACUUAAGCUCAUCAAUCAAGUGUUUAAUUCUGUACAGUCGUUGACUUUUCACCUCCAGUCUGAGGCACCCAAAUGCAACAUGCUGAUUGUACUUUACUCAGUUUUACCCACAUCCAGAUUAAGUCUAGCACUUUUAUCACCACUGAAGGAGGACAAUUCAAUGAAAUGCAAACAUUUCUAAGCUUGAACAAUCAAUACUGAAGUAUUUGUUUUCCUUUUGUGGAGGGAAGUUCAGACACUAAAUGAUAACUACUUGGGUUUUGAAAGUACUGUAUGCCUCAUUCAGGACAUGGAGCACAAGAUGUCUGUAAACCAUUGUGAUGGACUGUAAAUACAUUUUAAAACUGUUUCUCCAGACUGGUUAUAUCCUGUGUUUUAUAAAUGUACAUAGAACUAUAUGUAUAAAUGUGGAAAGGCAAAGAACACACCACUAUUACUUGAAAUAGUUUUUGCUUCAUUCCAAAAAGGCAGUUUUAUUUGUGAAACUUCUGUCGUGGCAGCACAGUGUUUUCUCAAUAGACCUGUAAUGUGAAUAUAUAUUUUUUUGUAUUGACUUCAAAUAAAAGCCGUGGUGCAA
This is a messenger RNA of Sphaeramia orbicularis (orbiculate cardinalfish), 4056 nucleotides long. RefSeq names its product cyclin F (gene ccnf). NCBI's taxonomy places the organism in Eukaryota, Metazoa, Chordata, Actinopteri, Kurtiformes, Apogonidae. The coding region runs from base 205 to 2580 and encodes 791 amino acids. The transcript is spliced from 17 exons. The record is from RefSeq and is a predicted model, not a curated record. Gene Ontology annotation, molecular function: protein binding.